UGCCAAGAUCCUGAGAGACUUCACCGAGAUCUCCAGCAGAAAUGGACCAGACAAACUCAUCCCCGCUCACGUAAUAGCUAAGGCUGAGGGUCUGGCCAUCAUCUCCGUCAUCAAGGCAGGCUUCAUGAUCACAGCCAGAGGAGGCAGCGGAGUAGUCAUCGCCAGGCUUCCUGACAGACGCUGGUCAGCACCUUCAGCCAUUGGCAUCGCUGGUCUGGGUGGAGGCUUCGAAAUCGGGGUGGAGGUGUCAGACUUGGUGAUCAUCCUGAAUUACCGGAGGGCCGUCGAAGCCUUCACAAAGGGUGGGAACUUGACGCUUGGUGGGAACGCCACUGUCGCCGUGGGACCUGUUGGAAGGAACGUGGAGGCUGAUGUGGCUCUGCGGAGUACUGCAGCUGUGUACACCUACUGCAGGUCCAGAGGUUUGUUUGCAGGUAUUUCUCUGGAGGGAUCCUGCCUCAUUGAACGCAAAGAAACCAACCGCAAAUUCUACUCCCAAGACAUCCGCGCAUCUGCCAUUUUGAAUGGUGAUGUGGAACCGCCGUCAGAGUGCUAUGACCUCUACCACAUCCUAGAUGUCUACGCUGAGGCCUACACCACCGACUGGACAAGCAAGAACUUGCAAACUAGGUCAUCCGUUCGCCCAGCCAGACCACCAGCUCCGAUCCAGUCAAAGCCACCAAGCUACUCCGAGGUGUCAGCAGCCAGUGCCGGAGCUGGAGCAAGGACUAAAAACACUCUCUACCCAAGUGUCUCUGUCUAUAAAUCUGAAACCUCAAGUCAGUUUGCCUCCAGAAACUCUCAGAUGAACGAUUGGGGAUCAUCAGAGGGUGGAGCCACUGGGCUGAUGGUUGUCACAGCGACACACCCCUUUGCAGGGGAGCAGCCAGGUGACCUCAGCUUUGUUCCAGGCGACCGUAUCACCGUCAUCACGAAGACCGACUCCCAGUAUGAUUGGUGGGAGGGGCAACUGGAAGAUGGGCGGGUUGGGAUCUUUCCUGCAAACUUUGUUACAUAUUGAUACUACUCUCUGGAUGUCUGACAGAAAAACCUCUGAAAGAACCAAUAUUGGGU
Messenger RNA from Pelmatolapia mariae (spotted tilapia), 1074 nucleotides. RefSeq names its product SH3 and SYLF domain containing 1 (gene sh3yl1). Lineage: Eukaryota; Metazoa; Chordata; Actinopteri; Cichliformes; Cichlidae. Gene Ontology annotation, cellular component: ruffle membrane. Gene Ontology annotation, biological process: regulation of ruffle assembly. The coding region runs from base 125 to 1021 and encodes 298 amino acids. Gene Ontology annotation, molecular function: protein binding; phosphatidylinositol binding. The transcript is spliced from 10 exons. The record is from RefSeq and is a predicted model, not a curated record.